Messenger RNA from Stylophora pistillata, 5784 nucleotides. RefSeq lists its product as uncharacterized. Gene Ontology annotation, molecular function: ATP binding; protein serine/threonine kinase activity. The record is from RefSeq and is a predicted model, not a curated record. Gene Ontology annotation, biological process: protein phosphorylation. Lineage: Eukaryota; Metazoa; Cnidaria; Anthozoa; Scleractinia; Pocilloporidae.
GAAAAACAACAAGUCCUGUAAAAAUAUCAUACUUUUAAAAUACGAUAAUAUAUGACUGAUUACUGAAUUGAAUAUCCCCAGCUAUCUUUCUUUCCUUCUCUUGCUCAGCCAGUUGUUCUCAAAUAAGAUCAGCACAAUACCAUUAGAUGUCGAUCAUCGCUUAAUGAUGUUCGGCAGGCGCCUCGUUCUCUUCAGGAAUAUAAAUUAAUUUUUUUUUCUUUUUUUUAAAGUAGCUUUACAGUUAUUUAUCACACAAUGAAACGAACGCUAUAGUUCCUGAUGCGGGUGAAAAUCGUAGAAAAUAUUACAACUACAAUGAUGCGUUUUCCUAUAGAUAUCUUAAGAUGUUAGACAGUACAAUGUUUCUCGCUCACUUUUACAAAUCAUAGACGGUCAGUCAGAACUGAACCCAGCAGUAACCAUAUACACAGAAUUAUGCCAAUUUUCUACUCCUAUAAAAACCAAUAUGAGUCAGUUUGAUUGGAAAGCAUCAAUUCUGCUUUUGGUUGCAAAGAAACUCAUCGACAAGAUCACCGAGCAUAGUCGCAUUCAUGACAACCUCUUGCUUCCUUCACAGUAAAGCUGAAAAAUCCCCCAGAACCUUGUUUGUUCAUGUCCACGGCUAUAGCCUUGUCAUUUGCUGGUCUUGAAGUGCAAAGCUUUCCAUUGGCAGGGUUGAAGUACAUUUGUUCUUUGUUUGUCAUAUUCUCCAUAUUGUGGCGUUUUCUGCUGUUUAAGAGUUGAAGCUUUUGACCAGAUUUAAGGCUCAAGUUUCCUUCGACGAGGCUAUUAUGAUUACCUUGGUUCGUUUGGAAUCCUCACUGAUUACUACAGGAGCCAACACCUAUCCUUUAGGAUUUGAUCGGUCCUAAAUCUUUUCCCGAAGGUGCUAUGCUGAUUAUAAUUUAUAUGACAAUGUUACGCGUCAAAAUUCCCAGAAAAAUCGGAACAAACUGUUCAUAUCAAUUGCUCCGCCCUCUAAAACAUUUUAAAUGACAGGUCUCCUUUGUCAUAAGGUAUUCUCGGAAACUAGAAAGCUCUUCUUUGUGAUCAUACGAACUUCUGCUAUAGGUAAUCCUUCUUACAAAAGGGAUUUUUCUAUACAUGAAAUCUCAUCUCCGUUAGUUCUAUUAGCAAGGCUCCCCCGAAAUGAAGUUUGCCACAGAAGGCAAAUAGGAUCUGCUAAAUAGAAACAAGUUCAAGAGAGUCAGCGGUCUGAGUAAAAACAUGCCAGCGCCAGCUUGGAUAGACUUGUUAUGUUUUGUUAUGAGUUGUUAUUCCUCAACCGUCAUUGUUCACUAAUUCAAUCCGCAGUGUGUAUUUUUAUUUUUCUUUCACUGGGAAAGACUGUCACGCCUACUGGAACUGGAACAAAUAAGAAGCCCACGGAGUACAUUUCACUCUAAUUUCGUCCAAAGCGAAGGUAACUAAGGAGUCAGCUUAUAUGGGCGAGGAAUUGGAAAUCAAGAUAUGGGAUUACCGAAAGCUGAAAAUCUGCAAAACUCUCGGAGGAGGUUCAUUUGGAACAGUUUAUUUAGCAAACUGUGUCGAGCCAGAUGGGACCAAUCCAGUUGUGAUGAAGGUCAUACACAACUCGGUUGCUAUGAGAGAUGACUCAAGAAGGCUUUUCAUGAAGGAAGCCGUAUUAUUAGCAAGUCUCCAUCAUAAGAACAUCGUCAGAAUUUAUGGUAUUUGUUUAAACCCCCUUACGAUUAUCAUGGAGUACGUGGUUUUUGAUUUUGAGCCUUUUCAAAGAAAUAGGAAGGUCAGUUCUUUAGAUGGAUUUCUAUCGGAGAUCUCUGGAGUGCCCCAAUCCGAAGAACAUCGAUUUGAACAGUUCAUUUCAAAGAUAGCAGUUGAUGUCGCCACAGGAGUCGCUCAUCUUCAUGGCCAGAACAUUGCUCAUCGCGAUCUUAAGCCGAUGAACAUUUUGAUCUCUAAUCAGCAUUACUGCAAACUUCAAGACAGGUGCCAGAUGAUGAGACUUAAAGCAGAGAGACCAAUAAUAUGCAAGCUGGCUGAUUUUGGCGAGAGUCGUUCUCAGUGGCUGCAGACAAACGGGCUCAGGGAUCCCGAAACUAGCCAAGUAUUCAGAGGCACAAUUGCUUUCAUGGCGCCAGAGAUUCUGUUGCGAGAACCAACGGUACAAGGAAACAAACUUACCAUGGACGAUUUGAAAAAAGUAGAUAUCUGGGCGUUAGGAAUGGUCUUUUACUGCCUGAUUAAUCCGGCUGACCCAUGUCCAUAUGAACGAGAUGGUUGCAAUCACUUCGUGGAUAUUAUGAAAUUUCAAAGACAAAGAAAACUUCCAUCCUUUGACCCAAAGUACGUGGGCAAACAGUCUUCAGCUUGGAAACAUGUUAAAGAUGUCUUUCAUGCCUGUACAAACUAUGAUCCCCUCAGAAGACCAAAAGCUACACAAGUCCAUGCUAUGCUGGAUGCUUCUACCGGCUCCGGUAACCACAGCAGUCUAAAGACAAAUGUGGUGCACCUUAAUCAAGGAUUGUCCAGCACCAGCCAGGGAACUCUUCAGUGGUAUGCAAGCACACAGGGGGAGUUUGAUGUUAAAUACAUUCAGGAAAAGCUAAAAGCAAUUGCCGACGGUGAGGUGGACAUGAGUCGCAAUAAAGACUCCCGGGACCUAUGCAUGAGAUUCCGGUGCAGUAAAAAACAGUGGCAAGUCCAUUUUCCCGCGAAUUUUCCAGCCUCCAACGCCAGCUUGUACGUUGAUGGAUUGUUUUACACCAUGGUUGGGGGUAACACUAUAAAAACGUCCGUCAGAGAGCUGAUAUCAACAGUAAUCCAGCCUAAAGGUGCGUUGGUUCAUGAUGGUGCCGCAAAAGUGAUAGCAGAUCAGUGGUACGAGAACAUUCAAGGAGAGGCAGCUCUCCGAUAUGUUUUAAACGAGUUGGCAAACUUUGCUGAUAGUAAAGUGAGGAUGAGUCGACAAAAAGACACCCAUGAUGUUACAUUAAGUUUCACGCGCUAUGGAGAUCACUGGGAAAUCAGGUUCCCACCUGAUUUUCCCAGAUCUGAAGUAAACCUCUUAAAUGGAGAUUUCUCUAAAAUGGUGGGUGGUGACAACAUCAACACCGCCGUCCAAGCUAUGAUAUCAGCAAUGAUUCAGGCGCAACCAAAACGGGCUGGUGAAAAUCUUGUACCAGUGACACGGAUGAGUGUAGAGCAGUGGUAUGCUGGUGAUCAAGGAGAAGCAGCUCUUCGAUACGUUUCACGAGAAUUGAGGGACAUCACUGACAAUGAGUUGGGAAUGAGUCGCAAAAAAGACACCAAUGACAUCACGUUAAGACUCAAGCGCAAUGGACAACAUUGGGAAAUCGCAUUUCCAUCGAAUUUUCCCAAAUCUAAUGCAAGCUUGUUCAAGAGCGGAGAAUUCUACGCAAUGGUCGGUGGUGAUCAGUUAGAAACUGCUGUCAGAGAGAUAAUCAAUCGCAUUAAAACUCUCGAUCAGCCAUCAGCAGACAUUUACGGUCACCCUACGAGCGUGACAACUGAACAGUGGUAUGUUGGACACUCAGGAGAGGCCACUCUUAGAUAUGUUUUCGACGCACUGAGGGAAAUCGCAGACGGAGAGGUCAAGAUGAGGCGCAAUGCGGAAACUCACGACAUCACCCUGAGCCUUCACCACAGAGGAAGAGAGUGGCAAAUUACCUUUCCUUUUAAUUUUCCGAAAUCCAAUGCAGGCGUGUCCACGAAUGGAAAAGACAACAAAAUAUUUGCUGGGAAUACCGUUGAAAAUUCUGUUAGCGCUUUAAUUAAUCACAUUACAACUGCGUAUCCGUCACACUCAAACAUUUCAUCUGCGUUUCCGUCACACUCAACUAUGCUGGAAACACAGGAAAGGGCAAUUUGCUACAUACAAUAGUUUAAAGAUCUCGACAAUAUGGCAUCUAGAACAUUUUCGUCAUACGCGGUCUAGGGUACUUUCUAGCGAAGAGACGCACCUUAAUUUCGUUACUGACUUCCAAAAUCGGCGAACUGUACCUAGCACCUUAAAUAUUUUAGCAUCUAGUUAUUUUAAUUUCUUUGAUAGUAAGUGUUGUGUGACUUCUAGGACCAUCCGCAUCCCGGCAGUAGAACAUCCCUUGUAAAUGUUGCCAACUAGUUUAUUUUGAUUGUUAAUCAGAGUUUUUGUGACUCUUCUUAAUAUAUCUACUGAAGGACCGCUUUGAGCAGAAAGCUUGGGACAAAAGCUCUUAUUUCUAUGGUGGCGUAUUUUGUUUUGUUUUGUUUUUGUUUUGUAUUUUUUUUAUAACGGAGUAAUUAAUUCUAAUAGUUCCAAGAAAAGCAGGAACAACUUGUCACACUGAUUGCAUCAACCUCCAUUAUCCGUCCAGCACUUUAUGAAUACGUCUGCGCAGCAAGAAUACGUCAUAAUUCCCAGAAUUGCUGGAAUGUGUUUAUCGUGUCUGAUCAGCUUAACGUAACGCCGUUCCUGGAAAUGGGAAAGUUCUCGAGUUGCUAGUUUUGAUGCUUUAAUUAGAGACGGUUGGUGACCUCACUCUCGAACAUAAUCGUUGUGGCAUCUUAAAACGUAGAGACCCAAAGAACUCCAACUUUAGAAAAUCACCCCGUCGCAGUCAUCGCUCGAGCAUUUCACCUCUCGUCGCUCUCUUUAUUUCGCUAUCAUUUACCGGUUGACCUUCCUUGUCUUGUUCAGGACAGUCUCAAGGAUACUGACUAAUUCUCAGUUUUAAAAACUGUUCUACCCUCUGUGUCAUUUAAUAUUUCUUAGAUUUUCUCUCCUUAAUCUCUUUCGCAUUACAUUUUUGUCAAACCAUAAGGUUUCCAUGAAACAAUUUCAAAGAGCGGAUUGUCUAUGACGAAUGUGUCAUUUCGUGGAAAUGUUUUCGUAGGUUAAGCUGCAUAUCAAACAUUCGCCCUAGGAUCCAGCUGUGUAAAUAUUGCAAGAAAACACACAAUCAACCGCCAGCAUCAUAUGUAUUACCUUCUAUUUUCAGCUAGAGGGUAUCGAUAGCAUUCCCGGAAAAAAAAACUUCAAAGGAAGGAAAUUUUCAUGCUUAACAAUACUGACGUUCACCCUGUUUGUUCACGUUUUGUUCAAUGCAAGCAGUAUCUCAUCAGAAAGUUCUUCUUUUUAGAUUUCGUCCCAAAAGUUCUCUGAGUAUCAAACCAUAGUUAAUUAUGAUCAAACGUGUCAGUCGAUUAUAGACUCCCAAAUAAUUUCAUACCUUUCGAGGAUCCUCAACGAAAAACUAUGAAACUUAGUGACUUUGCUUGGCCGUGAAAUUUAUCGAAGCUAGAUUUUCCGCAAGAUUACUCGUAAAAGAUGUGACAGUAGAAAUUUCGCGAAUACAUUGUAAUGCGCGCAUGUUUACAACAAGUUUAUUGGAAAAGAGCUUUCGCGUAUUGUCAACCCUGACUUUAUUACUAUUCAUUUAUGAUUUUAUAUUUAUAGAUCACGAUAUCACUACAACUACGCCUAGGCAGUAAAUAUGCUCAAAUUGAAUUACAAACUGAAAAUUGAUUAAUAUGUUACAAAAAUUACCUGAAAUCAAUUUAGUGAGCAGGAUUGUAAUUUUUUAACUUAACUUAAUUCUAGGGCCCGAGAUCUUUUAUAACAAACAAUCCAAACACUCUUAUGUAUAUGGAAUUAUCAAUUGUGUAAGUGCUGUACACUGCUAUAAUUCAGAGGCUACGAGCCUUCUCCUUUUGUAGAUUAUUGUAUGUGUUGGAUGUCAUCCCUACGUACACGUAAACCGUUUCCCAAAUGAAACAAUUUCAAUAGACAAAAUUUCUCUAAAA